CCCUCCAAAUGUCGCCUUCUUAUUGGGUCGUGGCAACCUUUUUUAACCACGGCACCUCCCUUGCUUUACCGUCUCAUUUCCAUCUCGUUUCCAUCUCUCUCUCUGAUUUCACUCUCUGAAAGAGAGGCCGAGAGGAUCCUCUUCGCGAAUUCGGAGAUUAAAGUAAUUUUUUGGUAUAGCAAAGAUGUCGCCAGCUGACUCUUCACGUGAGGACAAUGUAUAUAUGGCCAAGUUGGCCGAGCAGGCUGAACGUUAUGAGGAAAUGGUUGAGUUCAUGGAGAAAGUUGCAAAGACAGUGGAUGCUGAGGAGUUGAGUGUGGAGGAAAGGAAUCUCCUCUCGGUGGCUUACAAGAACGUGAUUGGGGCCAGGAGGGCUUCAUGGAGGAUCAUCUCUUCCAUUGAGCAAAAGGAGGAGAGUAGGGGAAAUGAAGAGCAUGUUACAAUCAUCAAGGAUUACCGGGGAAAGAUUGAGUCCGAGCUGAGCAAGAUCUGUGAUGGAAUUUUGAGCCUUCUUGAGUCACAUCUCAUUCCAUCGGCCUCAUCUGCCGAGUCAAAGGUGUUUUAUCUCAAGAUGAAGGGUGACUACCACAGGUACCUGGCUGAGUUUAAGACUGGAGCUGAAAGGAAGGAAGCUGCUGAGAGCACCUUGUUGGCUUACAAGUCUGCUCAGGACAUCGCUCUGUCUGAACUUGCUCCUACUCACCCAAUAAGACUUGGGCUUGCACUUAACUUCUCUGUAUUCUAUUAUGAAAUUCUUAACUCGCCUGAUCGUGCUUGCAAUCUUGCAAAGCAGGCAUUUGAUGAGGCUAUAUCUGAAUUGGAUACGUUGGGUGAGGAUUCAUACAAGGACAGUACGUUGAUCAUGCAACUUCUCCGAGAUAAUCUGACUUUGUGGACUUCUGACAUCACGGAUGAUGCUGGGGAUGAGAUUAAGGAAGCAUCUAAGCGUGAGUCAGGUGAGGGGCAGCCCGCACAGCCACAGGAGUGAUAAAUUCAUAGGAUAUGUGGUCUUGUACUUUUAAUGUUGAGACCUUUUACAAAGAUGGCACGUGGGUUGUUGUUGUGUUAGGAUUUCGUAAUGAACUGAUGAUCUUGAGUGCUUACAGCAGCACUUGGGGUUGAAUUGUUCCUUCAAAUAUGAAUGUGCUUUUAAUUUAUUGACGAGAAGAAUGUGGUUUGGUGUUU
Molecule: messenger RNA, 1185 nt
Organism: Juglans microcarpa x Juglans regia
Lineage: Eukaryota; Viridiplantae; Streptophyta; Magnoliopsida; Fagales; Juglandaceae
Product: 14-3-3-like protein A
Exons: 5
Coding region: 185-988 (267 amino acids)
Biological process (GO): signal transduction
Cellular component (GO): cytoplasm
Source: RefSeq, a predicted model, not a curated record